AUGAACUCUCUCUCACAUUAUCUGCUAGCACCUGUUUUAGGACUUCUAUCCCUGCUGCUGCUAUAUUAUCUAUGGAGCAGAAAAACUAAGGGUAAGGGCAUAUCACCCCCUGAACCGGUAGGUUCUUGGCCUCUUAUAGGCCACCUGCAUCUCCUAGGUGGUCAAACCCCGGUGGCUCGGGUUUUAGCAGCGUUGGCCGAUAAAUAUGGUCCCGUCUUUAAAAUUCGUCUCGGGAUGCACCCUGCAAUUGUAGUGAGCAACUGGGAAUCUGUUAAAGAGUGCUUCACCACUAAUGACAAGGUUCUCAGUAAUAGGCCGAGUUCUAAUGCAGGUAAAUACCUUGGUUACAAUUAUGCUGGCUUUGGUGCUACUCAUGGCCCGUAUUGGCGUGAGGUGAGAAAGUUAGUGCAGCUACAAGUUCUAUCGAGUAGGAGACUAGAGGCAUUAAAACAUGUUCGAAAAUUGGAGAUACAGACUAGUAUCAAAGAGUUGUAUAGGGAGAUUGAUAGGGAUCAAGGACUCCUUGAUUCAAACGAAUAA
Fraxinus pennsylvanica is the source of this 540-nucleotide messenger RNA. The record is from the annotation of a GenBank genome assembly. Lineage: Eukaryota; Viridiplantae; Streptophyta; Magnoliopsida; Lamiales; Oleaceae.